GAAUGAAUGGACCGCCAAUGGUGACCGAUGGGAGGGGAAAGCUCUUCUAUAAAUCCCGGUCUGAGGACACCGCACUGACCGGAGAGCUGUCGGGACGGUGUCGGUGAGUGAGAGCGAGCUCCUCGGCUGGAAAAACAGGAAUCUUUGUAUCGACCCCUGGUACUAGUAGUAGUACUAGUAAUAGUAAUAGUAAUAGUAGUAGUAAUAGUAGUAGUCGUACACAAGUCCAACAGCAGGGAUCAGCCAUGCCUUUCGGUAACACACACAACCAGAUGAAGAUGAAGUUCACCUCGGAGCAGGAGUACCCCGACCUCAGCAAACACAACAAUUAUAUGGCCAAGGUCCUGAGUCCAGCCAUGUACGAGCGGCUGAGGAGCAAACAGACACCCAGUGGCUUUAGUCUGGAUGAUCUCAUUCAGACUGGGGUUGAUAACCCAGGCCACCCCUACAUUUUGACUGUGGGCUGUGCUGCUGGAGAUGAGGAGACGUACGAGGUCUUCAAGGAGCUGCUGGACACUGUGAUUCAUGACAGACAUGGAGGAUACAAACCCACAGACAAGCACAAGACUGAUCUGAACCCAGCCCACCUGAAGGGUGGUGAUGACCUCGACCCCAACUACGUUCUGAGCUCCCGCGUCCGCACAGGGCGCAGCAUCCGGGGCUUCUGCCUGCCCCCACACUGCAGCCGAGGAGAGAGACGCGCUGUGGAGAAGCUCUCCAUCGAAGCUCUGGCCUCCCUGACUGGAGACCUGAAGGGGAAAUACUACGCCCUGAAGGACAUGACGGAAGCUGAGCAGCAGCAGCUCAUUGAUGACCAUUUCCUGUUUGACAAGCCAGUGUCUCCUCUGCUGCUGGCCUCAGGGAUGGCCCGUGACUGGCCUGACGCCAGGGGCAUCUGGCACAACGAUAACAAGACAUUCUUGGUGUGGGUGAAUGAGGAAGACCACCUGCGUGUGAUCUCCAUGCAGAAAGGAGGCAACAUGAAGGAAGUGUUCACUCGCUUCUGCACCGGUCUCACCAAGAUUGAGAGCCUGUUCAAGGAGAGAGGCCACGCUUUCAUGUGGAACGAGCACCUGGGCUACAUCCUCACCUGCCCAUCCAACCUCGGCACAGGUCUGCGUGCAGGCGUACACGUGAAACUGAGCCACAUGAGCAAACACGCCAAGUUUGGGGAGGUUCUCAAGAGGCUGAGACUCCAGAAACGUGGAACUGGUGGCGUGGACACGGCUGCUGUCGGCGGAGUGUUUGACAUCUCUAAUGCCGACAGGCUGGGCUUCUCUGAGGUGGAGCUGAUGCAGAUGGUGGUUGAUGGAAUCAAGCUGCUGAUUGAGAUGGAGAAGAGGCUGGAGAAGGGCCAGUCCAUUGAUGACCUCAUGCCCGCUCAGAAGUAAAACCAUCUUAAAGCCAUGCACCCAUCCCCUUCCCUGGGAUUGGAUGUUUAACCCUGUCCUAGAAUGCACUCAGUACUACAGUCUGGAUUUGUUUGUGUAUUUAAGAUGUCAGUUCCUGUACUGUGAGGAUGGAUCUGGAAUUGAAUAAAACAUGCAGUUCAAGUGGAACUCUGA
This is a messenger RNA of Monopterus albus (swamp eel), 1565 nucleotides long. Its product is annotated as creatine kinase, testis isozyme. Gene Ontology annotation, molecular function: creatine kinase activity. Gene Ontology annotation, biological process: phosphocreatine biosynthetic process. The transcript has 8 exons. The record is from RefSeq and is a predicted model, not a curated record. Bases 246 to 1391 code for a protein of 381 amino acids. Lineage: Eukaryota; Metazoa; Chordata; Actinopteri; Synbranchiformes; Synbranchidae.